GAACAUUAGGCAGGAAACAAGGGAAAUGUCUGUAGGAGAAACAAAGCAAAGAAUUGGCCUGGCCAUGAUAGGAUCCCAUGGCUGUUUUGGCUGGACAUUGCACCCAUCUUGGCCUUUGUAGGAUAUGGGCAGGAAAUUAAACUGUUUUGUUGUGAAUAAGCAUAGAAACGUCGACCUCUGCACAGACAAAUUAUACAAGGAAAUCUGACUCAGGAAUUACAUGGUUGUGCUUAAAAGUGGAUAUUUUUGUAGUCGGUAAAAGUAGAUAUUGUUCGAAAUAUGCGGGUAAGGUGUCGGCUAUUUCUGAUGGACAUUUUGUAUUGCCUGUGAGUUGAGUGACCACACCACAUCCCAAGAUGUUGCAGCAGAUAAUCAAGGACAUGUACAUAGAUCCGGAGAUCCUCGCGGAACUCUCGGACGAGCAACGGGAAAUCCUCUUCUGUAAGAUGCGAGAGGAGCAAGUCCGACGAUGGAAGAUCAGCGAGGCCGAGCAUGAGAAGAAGAUGAAGAAAGCAAAGAAGAAAAAGAAAAAAGACGGAAAGUCAGUCGGGUGGCUUCUAGGUGCAGACAACAAUGAAUGGGUAUGGGUGAUGGGAGACCAUCCCUCGGAUUUCAAGAUUGAAGACGUCUUAGAGAGGGAGCGUCUGGAGAAAGCCAAUCAGAUUGCUCGGAAAGAAGCAGAGGCAGCCAGACUAAAAGAGGAAGAAGAGCUAAGACGAAAAGAAGAAGAAGAACGCAUCCUCCGAGAGGAGCAGCUGAGACUUGCCAGAGAGCAGGAAGAAAUCGAAAGGAAAGCCAGAGAAGAAGAGGAACGCAUCAAGCAGGAAGAGGCCGCGGAGAGGGAACUGAAGGAACGUCUGGCGCAAGAGCAAGCCGAGGAAGAAAAGAGACGAAAAGCCGCAGAGGAGGCAGAGCAGAGACUCCAAGAGAUGAAAGUCAAGUGGCAGAAAGCAGCGGCUGAGGAGAGGGAGCGGCUAGCCCGGGAAGAAGAGGCCAGACGAAAAGAGGAGGAAAGGCUCAAACAGGAGGAGAAAAAGCGACUGGAGUUGGCAGUGAGGCAGAAGGAAGAACAGGAGGCUAGGAGAGCAUCGAUGGAAGCCGCAAAGAGAAAGAGGGACCAGCUAGAACGAGAGAAGCAGGAGAAAGAUCGACAGGCCAGGGAGCUUGCUGAAAAGGCCAAGAAAAUCAGACUACAGACAGAGAAAGAACGGAAAGCCCUGGAAGAGAGGGAAAAGCAAUCCAAGACGGAGUUGAAACACAGGGUGGAACAGCUGUACGACGGCCUGAAGAAAACGGACGAGGAUAAGAAUAAUAUGGCUGAGAAGGAUCGAGACAAAAUCGAAGACAUCUGGAAAGUUCAAUUGAGAAGAUCGAAGCGUGCUGACACUGAGCGUAGUCAGAGAGCGCGAUGGGCUCGGGAGGAAAUCCGACGAUCAAGACUUAGUGGAAACUUUGAAAAUCUAACGUUGGAUGAGAUAUACAAACAAGGGCUAGCACCUGAGGAGAAACCUAUUAUAAGACCGGCCAGUGGCAUGCCUAGACCAUCGCAGCCAGUCAACAGAAACGACGUCGUUACUUGGUAUAAGGAUGAUCAGUAUCGCAAGCAAGCAGGGAUCAGUGUGGAUAUCAACGGCAGCAGGCCUGCCAAAUGGUUCCAUGGAGUCAUCCCGCGCGAGAGAGCCAACGAACUCCUCCAAGACAAGAAACCAGGCUCUUUCUUAGUCCGAGUCUCGGAGAAGGUCUGGGGUUACGUCUUGUCCUACCGAGCUCACGAUGAUAAAGUCAAGCAUUUCCUCAUCGACGCGUCGGGGGAGACGUAUCAGUUCUUCGGGGCUGACCCCUCCCAGCAACACUCCGUCCAUAACAGGCUGGGGGAUCUCAUCACUUAUCACAAGGUCAUACCAAUCUCAGAGCACGGCAAGGAAAUCCUGAGGGAACCAUGCGGGCAGGAGGGUCCGGUACCAGACUACUUUGAUCUCUUCGAGGACGUUGGGAAAGGCCAGUCCACAUCAUUAUAAGAUGUGAUUCCUCAGUGGCCUUGCAUUAUGAGAGUUUCAUUGUUUUAAAUUUGAUAUAUAUGUGCUAUUUAUGUAGUAUUGUCGUGUGAUGAUACUGUUAACACCUGCUUUGCAUUACUACGCUUUCAGUCUGUUUCAUACAUACAGCUAUAUUAAAUUACUAGAGCGCUAACUCCUCAUUCUUGCGCAUGGAGACGCUUUGAAGUCGCUCUGGGCGCAGAUAUUUUCAAUUCAUGUGCGUGUUUGUAGAACACAAUGAAAUUAGAUGGAUUGAAUUUUGAAAGUGUACUCUAAAUGCAACGCGCCAAGUAGAACGUACGCAAACUUCUUACGCAUGUUACGGUUAAAAAAA
Patiria miniata (bat star) is the source of this 2370-nucleotide messenger RNA. RefSeq names its product SH2 domain-containing protein 4B-like (gene sh2d4b). The transcript is spliced from 9 exons. The record is from RefSeq and is a predicted model, not a curated record. NCBI's taxonomy places the organism in Eukaryota, Metazoa, Echinodermata, Asteroidea, Valvatida, Asterinidae. Gene Ontology annotation, cellular component: cytoplasm. Bases 357 to 2018 code for a protein of 553 amino acids.